This is a messenger RNA of Engraulis encrasicolus (European anchovy), 2313 nucleotides long. RefSeq names its product caspase 7, apoptosis-related cysteine peptidase (gene casp7). The transcript has 7 exons. Gene Ontology annotation, biological process: proteolysis; positive regulation of neuron apoptotic process; execution phase of apoptosis. Gene Ontology annotation, cellular component: cytoplasm. Lineage: Eukaryota; Metazoa; Chordata; Actinopteri; Clupeiformes; Engraulidae. The record is from RefSeq and is a predicted model, not a curated record. Bases 341 to 1279 code for a protein of 312 amino acids.
CACACACUAUUUGGACCUUUUGCCUCAAAGACACAAAACAACCAACAGCUAAUUUAUUUGAAGCCUCUGCUGUAGGCCUAUGUCAGAAUACAUUUAGUGUGCUGUGCCUUUAAAUCACACAUAAACUCCGUCCGCAUUGGAACCUUGCCAGUCUGAAACACACCCCCUCCAGGCAUCUCAUCAUAACUUUCAGUUUUCAUAGAAUAAGAAACUCCGAGUGGCAGAAGGAAUCUGUGUUUCACUUUAGGCGGCUGUUGUUGUUUGUCAUAUUGUGGUACAACAUACAAAAUAUCAAUAAAAACAGCAAGUUUACGGAUAACGUUCCUUGCGAGUAGAAACGAUGGACGUAGACCCAGAGGCUGAGGUUGCUGCUGGGGGUGAUGCCGACGAGACACCCAUGGAGGGGGACACCACGGAUGCCAAGCCUGACAGGAAAGGCAGAUUCCUGCUGUUUGGAAGUAAGAAGCAUAAGGAUGGCCAGGCUCGCGAGCAGGAGAACUCUGAAAGCCAUUACAGGAUCGUUUCACCCUCAUUCCAGUAUAAGAUGAGCCACAAGCACGUCGGCAAGUGCAUCAUCAUCAACAACAAGAACUUUGAUGAAAAGACAGGGAUGAAUGUACGUAACGGCACUGACCGGGACGCGGGCGAGCUCUUCAAGUGUUUUAAGACUCUGGGCUUCGACGUGUGUGUCUACAACGACCAGACAUGCGAGAAGAUGGAACGACUCAUGAAGGAGGCCUCUGAGGAGGACCACAGCGACAGCUCAUGCUUCGCCUGCAUCCUGCUGAGCCACGGCGAGGAGGGCAUGAUCUACGGCACGGAUGGAGCCAUGCCCAUCAAGAGCAUGACCUCGCUCUUCAGAGGAGACAUGUGCAAGAGCCUCGUGGGCAAACCCAAACUCUUCUUCAUCCAGGCUUGUCGGGGUUCUGAGUUCGACGACGGCAUCCAGACGGACUCGGGACCCCCCAACGACACCCUGGAGACCGACGCCAACCCCCGACACAAGAUCCCCGUGGAGGCAGACUUCCUGUUUGCCUACUCCACCGUGCCAGGCUACUACUCGUGGAGGAACCCGGGCCGUGGCUCCUGGUUCGUGCAGGCCCUGUGUAACGUCCUGAACGAAUUCGGCAAGCAGCUGGAGAUCAUGCAGAUCCUGACCCGGGUCAACUACAUGGUGGCCACCAGCUUUGAGUCCUGGUCUGAGGACCCGCGUUUCAGCGAGAAGAAGCAAAUACCCUGUGUGGUCUCCAUGCUGACGAAAGAGCUCUACUUCAACUGACGGUGGCUGUUGAGCGAGGCUCAUGGGGCGUGGUUACACGGAAACCCUUAAAGAUUUUGCCUUAAAAGCUGAUUGAUUAGGGCUCGUUGAUCUUACGUUUGAUUGCACAAAUAUCCUGAAGUGUUCGACUCCUGACAGAUGCCUGAAGGUUUUGUCUUCAGGAUGCAAAUGAAGAGAUUUUGUGCAGCAGCCUGAAGAACAUCACUUAACUGAGGACAUAAUGAGCCCUAAACUGUCAUGCAUAAGUUAAAAUGCUUAAGGCGUUCUGCACAACUGGGCCCGGGAUCCUCUUCAAAAAAGACCACUGCGGCUGCGACCAAACUGGACUCCAAACGCUACUGGUACCGGAAAGGGUAAAUGGAUCCUCAGUAGAACAGUACAGGGCUUGGACCAGCAGGGAGCAGUCUCAACAUUCAGGGAUGAUCCAGACAUGGCUGGAUGCUGGUUGUUUCUUUCUUAUUUUUUUAUUUCUGAAAUCUUUUUGUGCGUGAAAGCCAUUUUUUUCACGUGACGCCGGGCGCAACAAUGAACAAAAAAACAAAACAGCAAAAAAACAGACCUUAAGUUCUUUGACUCAACUCAAUGGAAGACACAGAAGAAUAGAUCCUCAGUGACAAUCCGUGUUCAUGUGUCGGUGGUGAUUCUUGCCUCCUUCAGGUCAUUCCCCUUGGGAAUAAUCACGUCACAUCUGAUACUUGUCCAACAAGCAGUGUGGAAUAUACAUGUUUAUUUUUUUCCUUGCAGUUAGCAAUUCAAACAACCCCCAUAGAGAGCUUGCUGUUUUAACGUGGGGAAUGGCAGGUGAGGAUUGGGAUGGAGAAUCGGUAUCAGUGUUUAAGGGGUGGGUUAUGGGGUACGGAUUUGGGGUAACAGGGACAUGGGGUAAGGUGUAUGUAGUACUGAUGCACCGAUUCCAUUUCAUGCCACCAAUCCAUGCCACCUUAGAUCAACAUCUUGACAUCUUGAAAACUUGUUCCAGUCAAUCGUUGCGUUGGAUCUUCAGCCAAGACCGACCUUCAAUUGAAAAGCUGAAA